This is a messenger RNA of Naegleria gruberi, 4767 nucleotides long. RefSeq lists its product as uncharacterized. The record is from RefSeq and is a predicted model, not a curated record. The coding region runs from base 1 to 4767 and encodes 1588 amino acids. Lineage: Eukaryota; Heterolobosea; Eutetramitea; Acrasida; Naegleriidae. The transcript has 2 exons.
AUGAAAGUCAACUGUCAUACAUGGUUGUUGUUGUCAAUUGUGUUGUUACUGUUUGUGGCUGUUGAUGGACAAGAACAAAAACAAGCUAGUGUUAAAUACAUUAUCAAGACUAUUGGUCCAAUUUCUACACCAGAUAUUGGAAUGUAUGGAAUUUCCUUAUACAACAACGAACUAAUCGUUUCUGAUGGUUUAAACCGUACUAUUCGAAUCUUUUCAUUGGAAAGUGAAAGUUUUUCUCCUAACAAGAUUGGAAACAACACUUCAAUAUACACUCCUGAUGGUAAUCAGAACACUAUUUGUAUGUCAACUGUGGCUGACUCGAGUAUUUUCAAUGACACCCUCUUUUACGUUGACAGAAUACAUAGAAUUGUCAGAAAACUUUCUCUUCGUGAUUGGCCGAAUAGUUUCGUCUCCACAGUUGCUGGAAACUAUUCUGAUUUCUCCUUGUCUUCCUUCACUGAAAAUGGAUCUGCUUUUAGUGCUCUGAAAGGUCCAAAUUCAAUCUUUGCAAUUUCAGAGAAUGAAUUUUACCUGAUAGACAAGUCGAGAGUUAGAUUAGUCAAGAAUGGAAUAAUUUCAUUAAUAGCAGGAAGUGAUUUGGAUUCUUCGUAUUCUGGAGAGGGUGUUCUAGCUACUAGUGCUAUUCUUCAGUCUCCUUUUGAUAUUUUUGUUAGGAAUGGAAAGAUUUUCCUAUCAGAUACGAAAGGUGUUAGAGUGAUAAACGAAACUGGAUAUAUUUCAACACUAGCAUUCACUGGUUCCCCAAUUGGAGGUGGUGCUUUAUUCGUUACCAAGGACGAAACUGUCUUUGUAACAGAAACAUAUAAGGGAAGAAUUUUCAGAAUUGACAAGAAUGGAACUCUUACAAUGAUUGCUGGAAAUAGCACAACUUCAUAUGAAAACACUGAUGCUCUGGAUAGUUCAGUGAGUGAUGCAAGAGGUUUAGUAUUUAAUGAGACAAGUGGUGUAAUUUAUAUUUCAGAAUUUUUGAAAAAGAGAAUUAGAUCACUAACUCCAUCAUGUGAAAGUGGUUAUUAUUUGAAUGAGUUCAAAACAAUGUGUGUUACAAAUUGGUGUUUUGGAAUUGAGAGUACUAACAGUAGCAGUGUUUGCUCAGGAAGGGGUGAAUGCAUUGAAAUGAACAAGUGUCAAUGUCAACCAGGUUUUUAUGGAAAUAAUUGUGGCUCGAUUGGUUGUUUUGGAAUUGCUGCAAAUGAUAAUAGAGUUUGUUCAGGAAAUGGUAUUUGUGCUUCUUCAAAUAAUUGUACUUGUUCACCUGGAUAUACUGGACCUAAUUGUUUCAUUCCAAUUUGUUUUGGAGUUUCGGCUAAUUCACCGAAUGUUUGUUCUGGAAAUGGCAAUUGUCUACAACCUGACUUUUGUACUUGUACUGGAGGAUAUUUAGGUAUAGAUUGUUCACUUUUAGUGGAAAGAUCACUGAAUGCUAUUGGAAUUCCACAAGUACUUGUGAAUGGUGUGAAAAACAAUGUUGAUUUCAAUAUUGUGAGCGUUGAAUUGAGAACUAGUUCAGAUUUGAAAUUAACAAGGGAUGAGUGUGCUACUGCAAAUUGUACCAUUUCAUUGAAAUAUUCAUUCAUGUUUGGUUCUGAAGUUAUUUCAGCAGAUGAAAAUGUUAUUGGAAUCUUGACGAAACCAAAAAACAACGCCAACUUAUUCACAUUGACCUUCAAUCCCAUCAUUUCCAUCAAAAUCCAACCAACCAUCCAAUCCUCUGGAAAUCUCACCUUCACACUCCUUAUUAAGCCAAUUAAGGAUCAAAUCAUCGCCAUUUCACAACAAGUAAUUCUCGUCGCACCACCAAUUCGAAAUCCAAUGGCAAUUGUUAAUAUUCAACCAUUGUCAGGUGUUGCACUGAAAACAAGUUUUAUUAUUGAGGAAGUUGUAGGUGCUUGGAAUUUUACAGAUUCGAAUGCGAGUCGAUUGUUUCUUUCUCCUCUCAAAUUUGCUUUUGGAUUUAAAUUUAAGAAUUCAAUGAUUAGAAUUUCAGAAUUUUUGACAAGUGGAAGAGAUUCUGUGUAUCUUCCCUAUUUGAAUGAAACAAGUUUGGCUACAAGUCAAAGUUUGGAAUUGUUUGUAAUUUGUUUGGAUGCGUUGGGGACUGAAUAUUCUCAAUCGAUUAGUUCAGUUUCGAUUAGUGCAAAUUUGGACGAUUCUUCAGAAGUUUUGAAAGCAAGAAUGGGUAGUAUUGCAACUGUAUUUCCAUAUGAUACAAGUUUAAAAUUGAGAAAGGAAGUAACUAGUUCAGUACUUGUAGAGUCUGUCAAUAAGAUGACAAUUGACAUUUCCAAUCCGUCCACUGCUUUGGAAAAUCUGAAACAAAUUACUUUAUCAGCUUCUUCCAAUGAGGUUGCUACAGCAAUUAAUGACAAAUUAGGAAAUUAUUUGAAUCAAGUUAAUGAAAUUUACAAAAAAGAAAAGGAAACUCUUGGCUACGUUACAAAGCAAAGAAUUUCAGAUUCUGAUUUACAAACAACCUUGACAAGUGCAAGUAAUUUACUUUCUUUUGGUUUCUCAAAUGUUUCGAAUACUUGUACUCAAUUGACAUCUGUUCUAUUAUUGCAGCAAUCGGUCAAAUUAUUAUCCGAAUCUAUUAUUUCCACAGUUUAUUCAUCAGAUUUGAUUAAUGUAACAGUUUCAACAUUUAUUAAGAAUUCUAACAGCACUAAAUUAGAAAAAUUCUCCGACAUUAGUUUAGAUUCGGAUUACAUUCUAACAAAAUACGAUGGCUACAAUAAGGAAGUUGGAUUAUCACUCAUAACCUAUACUAAUCCUCUAUUUACUUCAAAUCAAACUCAAUUGACCAACUCUAAAGAUUUCACUCUUUAUUUAGGAGGUAAAACAUUACCACUUUCAGAAUUGACUCAACCAAUUUCAAUUAACUUUACAAUAUUGAAUCAAACAAUCAAUUCUCUCAAUUCAUCUCAAAUCACUUGUAAAUUCUGGAAUGAAACAACUUUACAAUGGGAUUCCAGCGGCUGCUCGCUUUCCACUUUACAAUCAAACGGAGAUUUAAUUUGUAAAUGUACGCACACCACACUCUUCGCUGCCUUUAUCGAAAACUCCCUUAAUAACACCGCAACUGAUUCAUUAAGGGCUGCCGAACAAUUAUCCGAAUUGUACAUUGCACAAAUUUCAUUUGGUGUUUUAUUUUUCAUCUUGUCGAGUUCAAUUCUCGUUGCCUUGAUUGUGAUGCGAAAAUCUCAACCAUUGGCGAGUCGAUUUGUAACUCCGUUUAUUGGAAUGUUUGCAUUGGUGGUGGAAAGUGGACUAUUUCUGAUAGUUCAGAGGAGUAUUUUGUUGGAUACUACUAGAAAUGGGUUGAUAUUAUCAUUGAAGAGUGAGGGAUUGACAGAGUCGACGGUGAUUCAAUUGGAAAAUGGUAAUUUGGCAUCGAAUAUUGUUUCGAAUGUUAUUACAAUUAUUGUAAACACUUUGACUUUGACAGCAAUGUUUUCAUACUUGUAUCAGACAUCAAGAUUUCACAUUCUCAAAUAUUUCUAUCAUAGAUUAUCCAUUAAAUUCUCAUUGAACCAAAAUGAUAGAACUAGUCAAUUGUACCAAAAGGGAGACAAAAUUUUGAGAGUGAUUAGAAUUUUCCUCUCCACAAGAGCAAUGAUUUCCAUCAUGGGAAUCUUUAUGACCGUGAACCUAAUGUAUUGGACGUUGUGGGUAAUUCUUGUGAGAACGAGUGUCAUUACAGGAAUCGAAUAUUCUUACAUUGUUUCAAUUUCGUUUACAAUUAUGAUUUUAUCAUUGGGAUUUCUUAUAUGUGCAUUGAUUUUGUUAGAUGUGAUCAUGUCACUUUUGAAUUCUAGAAAUGAAUCUGAAAUGCUUGUGGAUAGUAAUGAAAAAUCAACAAGUAAUUUAUCAAAUAGUUCACUUUCGUUUAACAAGGAAGCUUUACAAAAGUUUGAUAAGGAAACUGCCAAGAAAAUGGCAAAAGUUCCAAUCAAGAGAGCUUAUGAUUGGUUCAUUCAACUCGAUACUCCAUUAUACUUUAGAGUGGAAAUGAUUUUAUUUAUUGUUUGCUUUACAUUUUUGGUAAUUUCACAAAUUAUUGGAUUGUCAGGUUUGAGUUACAAGAGAGGUGAUGUAAAUUCAAGAGUGAACGAUUCAAUUUCAUUGCUAUUUGAAAUAUUGUACUUGUUUAGUUACUUGUUGGUAUUUGGAGGAUUUGCACUUAUUGUGAGAUUAGUUCAUUUCAUCAAACAAAAGAAUUUUAGAAACCAAUCGAGUAAUGAAGAAAAGGAUGAAUUGGAACAAUUACUAUCGAAUAGAGAAGGUCUGAAACUAUUCGAAUCAUUCUGUAAAAAGGAAUAUUCAUUAGAAAACUUGCAUUUAUAUUUGGAACUGAAACAACUCCAAGAGUUAAUCAAAGCAAAUGACAGAAUUGACUCUGUGAAUUCAUUGAUUGAAGAAUUAUUUACCAAUUAUAUUGAAAGUGGCUCCAUUAAGGAAGUUAACAUUCCAUCCGAAACUAGAAACGAAUUCAAACAAAUGAGAAAAUCACUUAGUGAAUUGGUCAACUCUGCCAAGAACAAUCAAGAAAUGAAAUCAAAGAAUGAAAAGGAAAUACCAGAAGCAUUCCAUGAAAAAUUGCAACAAUCAAUCAGCUCACUACAAGAUCAGAUUAUUAUCAACUUGAAUGAUACCUUUUCCAGAUUUACUACAACAGAUGAGUUUGUUUUUUAUGAAAAUUCUGGUAAAACCAGAGAAAAUUUGUUGAAUGAUUCGAAAUUGAUUUAA